This is a messenger RNA of Chlorella variabilis, 399 nucleotides long. RefSeq lists its product as hypothetical. The record is from RefSeq and is a predicted model, not a curated record. Bases 1 to 399 code for a protein of 132 amino acids. The transcript has 5 exons. Lineage: Eukaryota; Viridiplantae; Chlorophyta; Trebouxiophyceae; Chlorellales; Chlorellaceae.
AUGGGACUCUCCCCGCGCUGCAGGAGCCCCUGGGCUGGGGUGUCCGCGCUGCUGUACGGAGCCAGCCUGGUGCUGGUGUGGUCCAGCUGCACCCUGGUGAGGCUGAAUCCGGGCCGGCGGGCGCUGAAGGGCGCGCGGUGCGGUGCGUUUGACGAGCCCUGCGAGGAGGACAGCGAGUGCUGCCGCGUCUGCUACCAGGGCUUCUGCGGUUGCUUGCCAAACGGCGACUUCUGCAAUGAGCAUGACGACUGCUGCUCGCGCUUGUGCAUGUCAUCUGAUGGCAUUGGUCCCAAGUGGUGCAUGUGCAUUCCGGAGAAUCUGGGCUGCACUGCAGACGCCGAGUGCUGCGUGUACUUGGGUUUGAAAUGCCAGGGAGGCAUUUGCGUCAAGACCGCAUGA